Molecule: messenger RNA, 2179 nt
Organism: Aricia agestis (brown argus)
Lineage: Eukaryota; Metazoa; Arthropoda; Insecta; Lepidoptera; Lycaenidae
Product: zinc finger protein 546-like
Exons: 2
Coding region: 124-2112 (662 amino acids)
Source: RefSeq, a predicted model, not a curated record
UUGUGUUGUGAGUCUGUUGACGUCUGAAAAUGGAAAUCUAAAUUCCUCAAUAAUUUGCUGAUGUUUGCUAGCUGAUUACGACCCACGGUUUAAAAAGGUUUUUGUUCCUUUUUGAUAGUUUUCAUGUUUAUUAGCGUAAACAAUAAUGAUGAGGAAGAAACUCCGACUAAGGAUUCGAAGGACUCCGAGGAUGUGCCUCCAGAUGAUCUCCCGCCCAAACCUCUAUUUCGAGGUUUUGAGAUGAUGCCGAAGGUUCUGUGCGAGCGAUUUGAUAUAACACCUUAUAUCGCUAAGCAAAAUAAUAUGAAGAAACCGGUCAUUAUGAGGGGUUCGUACGAAAACGGUGAUUUGGAAAAGUUUCUAAAACAGUGUACUGUGACUGUGGUUCGAGAGGAUUUACUGAAAUUGAAGCAAUGCUACAAGAAAACUAAUAAUAUAAAUAGAAAGAGUAUAUUAAGUACUAGUAGAACUGAAAAAAUGUGUAAGAUCUGCAAAAAAACUUACACUAGCGAAAAGAAACAUCGAAAUCACGUUCAGAGUAAACAUAUGAUCGAAUAUAAGGAAACAAAGCCUCGGAAGCGGGUGUCAUUCUCCGACCAAGUUAUAGUCCACGAAUUUAAAGAGUACCAUCGCUGUCGAAAGUGCCCUAAAAUAUAUGAAGAUUACAAUUCCUUAAAACAGCAUAUGAAACAGAUGCAUAAAAAGAGAAAAUGUUACAUUUGUUUCUAUUGUAACAAGGGCUUUGCAGAAAGGAUGAUCUUUAAAAUGCACAUAAAAAUGCACUGUAGUAUGUGCGGUAAAUUUUUCUUGAGCAAGAAGUUAUACAGCGACCACAAAAGAACAGUGUGUAGAGUCAUAAAAAAAUAUGAAUGUAAGACAUGUAAAGAAGUUUAUUUCAGUUAUUUGAGUUUGAAGGACCAUAGUUACGAACAUGAAGGUGUCCUGUUCGUGUGUGACAUAUGCAAAGAGAGAUGUAAAACUAAAUGUACUUUACUCCACCACAUCCAAUACCUGCAUUGUAAGAGACGACCUAAAAACCUUUAUGACACAAUUCAUGACAAAGCAGGAGUCACGUACGAGUGUAACUCGUGCGACCACUGCUCGAGCAACAAACAAACUAUGGAGGACCACACUGUAUUGUUGCCAGAUCUAAAAAACAGCAAAACCACUGGCUACAAAGAUUAUUUCUUUUGUGAUCAAUGCUCAAAACAGUUUGACAAUGAAACUGAGAUGCUACGCCAUAAAUGGUCACAUUUCUUGAAUACAAACAACAAAACUGAAGAUAAGAUUCAACCUAGUGAUACCUAUAAAACUGACAACAAAAUUGAAGGCAGUGAUAACAAUAAAACUGGCAAUGAAGUUAAAUGUGAUAUUAAUAGCAUGCAGGUAAAAAAAAAGUAUAAAAUUGGUGAAGAGCUACCUCCAUUGUUGAAGCCUAAAAUUGUUUUAGACAAAUUAAAAUUAGAUAAAAAAGAAGAGGCUAACGCUGAUGUAGUAUGUAACAAUAUAGUUACAACAGAUAUAAGUGACCCUUUGAUCACUAAAAGUACAGAAAAUACAGAAAAUACCGAACAUAUUAAUAAGAUUCCAUUAUUAGAUAAAGGUCAGAUUGAAAGUAACCCGGUCAAAGUGCCAAGAAAGAAGACUCUACUUUCAAACCAUCUAUGCAAGCUUUGUGGCAAAUACUUCUCUACAAAGUAUUGUUUACGUCGACAUGUUGAGAAGACGCAUAUGGAGAUUGAUAGCACUGGUGAAGACCAGAAUUUACAGUGCCCAGUGUGCGAGGAAACAUUUGUGUGGAAGUCGUUACUGUUGUCACACAAGUGCAUACGAAUGCACAAUCCCGAUAUACCGUUCCAGGAUGCUAGACCUGACAUCCUAUUUGAUAACCAGCAUCUAUAUAUGAUGAAUGGAAGUGCUCAUGGAAUGUCAAAUGUAAAUAUGGUUCCAGUUACGUAUGAAGUACCGACUCCGGAAGUUGAGUUGACGGAAUAUAAUAAUGUGGAUCUUCUUGUUAACGAUGCAGGUGCUGUAAAAUUAGUCCCGAGUAGAGCAAAAACAACAAGUAAUGGAUAUAGAAUAGUUAUACAAGAAGUACCAAUUGAGUUUUAAACUUUCAUGUUAUAAUGGAUUACAUUUUAAUACUUUUUAGGGUUCCGUCCCCAAAGGGUAAAAACGG